CUCUUUAAGGGAAAAGAGGAUUUCCUAUUGACAGUAAGUGAUUGCUGACUCAGACAGAUGAUGUAAAAGCUGACGCCACCGCUCAGUCUCUAUAUAAUGGGCACAGAUCAGGAGCGAGGCACCUCAAAGGGGAAACGUGGAAGCGGUGCCUCAAGACCAUCAGCUUUUUAUAAAGUUCUGUUCCACCAUUUACCAGGAAAGUCAUGGAGAACAUCACGUUGUAUCCAACCUUCAACGUUACACCCCCGGACCACACUUCUGGCAAUACAACUGACUACUAUGAAGACUAUGGACAGUCCCCUGAGAAUUACUUCGCUUUGUUUGUCUACUCUUUGGCCUUUGUACUUGGGACUAGUGGAAAUGGCCUGGUCCUCUGGUUCACAAUCUUCAAGAUGAAAAAGACGGUCAAUGUCAUUUGGUUCCUUAAUUUAUCAAUCGCUGACUUCACCUUCACAUUAUUUCUCCCCUUGAGCAUAAUCUACUUGGCUUAUGAUUUCGAAUGGAUCUUUGGGGCAUUCAUGUGCAAGUUGAAUAGUUCGGUGGCUUUCAUCAAUCUGUUUGCCAGCGUCUUCCUGCUCACCAUCAUCAGUAUAGAUCGUUGUAUCUCUGUCAUCUUUCCUGUUUGGUGUCAAAACCACAGAACGCCAAAACUGGCUUUAUUUGUUGUCAUCGGAGUUUGGGUCCUGGCUAUUAUAUUUAGCCUCCCAUACUUUAUAUUUCGAAACACCGUUCAAUAUUAUGACGGCAGCUUUGGUUGCUUUAACGACUUUGAGCUUGAUCCUGACAUCGAAGAGUUAUCGCCCAUUGGCAAGUCCCGUCAGAAAGGGACAAUUAUAACCAGAUUCCUCGUGGGAUUUGUGAUCCCUUUUAUUGUCAUUGUCUCUUCUUAUUCCAUAAUUGCUCUACGUAUUCAAAGAAAUCACAUGACCACGUCCACCAAGCCCUUCAAAGUCAUCAUCGCUGUGAUUACUUCCUUCUUCGUCUGUUGGUUUCCUUAUCAUGUUAUCUCCUUGAUGGAAUUGCAUGCAGGUAAUUUUUCACCCAAUGUAUUUCGUGUUGGCGCUCCUCUCACCUCCAGCUUGGCUUUCAUAAACAGCUGCAUCAAUCCUUUUCUCUAUGUUUUUAUUGGCCGGGACUUUAAGAAAAAAUUCUGGGGUUCCUUCCAUUCAAUAUUCGAGAAAGCUUUCAAUGAAGACUCAUUACAAAAAGACCUCCAGAACAAGACCAAGUCCACCUCUGACUCCCAUGUGGUCUAACUGAUCACCUUCAUAUCUGAACUUCGAUUACAUUCUUAUACACUGAAUGACUGGACUAAACAACUCGAGAAAACAUUCGGUAACAAUGUUUCUUAGCGCUAUGUUAUUUAAAGGUUCAGAAAUCUAUGGUUUGAUCUCAUCACAGUCCUGAUGAAUGCAUAUCAUUAGAGAGUUGGAGAAACUUUGAGAGACUUGAAGAUUUCACGUAUUUUACAGUACGCCCCUUUGAUCAACCUACUGGUUGAAUUAGGGGCUAGUUGUCCCAGUGGUUGGUUAGCGUAAAAAAGUCACAUUUUCAGUUAUCCGAUGAUAAGUAUAAAAAAGUUUGUCCCGCUGGUAUGCCCCCAAGUGAUUAGCUGUGAUUGGUGGAGGAAGUGGCAGCAAAUGUUCAAUUUCCCUACAGUGCCACCACAGGGGGGAUUUCGGUAUUACACAGUUCUCCUUUUUUUAGUCCUCAUCACUCUAGCUUAAUGAUGGGGGAACCCGCAUAUUGACUUAGAACUUGCUCAUAGAUUAUUUCUGUUGGUAAAUAUCUUUAAUCUAGCCCGAUGUAAGUUACUCAGGUUGACUGAACACUGAACAGACACUGGUUGUUUGCCCCAAGACCAUAGAAAUGGUAGAACCAAGACCUGCCGUCCCUCUUGACAUGUCUGUUUUAGGAAAUCAUCGGAUGGCCCAUGAAGUAGCAAUUCUAGGUCUUUUUUUUUUUUUACUUUGAGUUGUGUAUGAAUGAAUAUAUUGAACACUGGACUGCAACGCUCCUGUUGACAUUGUCUGCACUGAUCUGACAAUGUAGAGUAUGCAAAGACAUACCCCCAACUGGCAGCAUCAAGGUUUUUUCUAGUAGAAAUAACCAAGGAAGAGGGCAGAGUUCUGAGAAUUUUUCCCCCAAAUUGUUAUAGUGUUGACAAUACGAUAAUUUACCACAUGUCAUGAGAGGUGACAGAUACUCUUAAAUUAAAAAAUAUUGGAAGUCAUGAUGUUACUUUGAUUCUAUUUAUUACUCACAGUAUUUUAUUGCUAUAAUAAUGCUGCAGUCAUUACAAAAAAAUCUUAGUUAGACAUUUUAUGUAAAACCCAUGAUACCAAAAUAUUCUUAUAGUAAUAGGGGUCCAAUAUUUCUUAUAUAGAGCAUCAAGUACUCCUACUUUAAAAUUUGAACUACCUGUAUACACCACAGAAGGAUGCGUAUAUGAAUUUUGCAUACAGAACUAUUGAUUUCAGUGUACUGUAUAAAUGAUCAGAAAUAAGCUCCUGAGCUCCCCCUAGUGGUGGCUGUAUACAUCUGUAAGUAGUAGUCUCCUGAGCUCCCCCUAGUGGUGGCUGUAUACAUCUGUAAGUAGUAGUCUCCUGAGCUCCCUCUA
Molecule: messenger RNA, 2620 nt
Organism: Bufo gargarizans (Asiatic toad)
Lineage: Eukaryota; Metazoa; Chordata; Amphibia; Anura; Bufonidae
Product: chemokine-like receptor 1
Exons: 2
Coding region: 204-1256 (350 amino acids)
Biological process (GO): complement receptor mediated signaling pathway; positive regulation of cytosolic calcium ion concentration; inflammatory response
Cellular component (GO): plasma membrane
Molecular function (GO): N-formyl peptide receptor activity; complement receptor activity
Source: RefSeq, a predicted model, not a curated record